AAAGGACGCGUGUCCAAAACCUGCACGUUCCGCAUUAUAAAUGGAUUAGGCACCCUGGUGCCCGCAGCCGCACUGGUCGUUGUAGCACUGGUGGGCUGCGACAGCACCGUUAUCAUCGUGAUGUUGGCGCUUAGUGGCUUCUUCAUCGCCACAGACUGCACGGGCUCCUACCUCAACAUGCAUGCAUUCGCGCCCAACUACGCGGGCACCAUCGUCGGGAUCGUCAACAUGUACGCCAAUCUAACGGGCAUCGCCAUCCCUUACAUCGUUGGUGCAUUCACCAACACCAAUCCAACGCGUUCCGCUUGGAAUGCCGUCUUCUACCUGUCGUCAGCGGUGGCCGCCGUGUCGUACUUAAUCUACGCUGUGUUCACUACCGCUGACGAGCAGCCAUGGAACGUGCCACCCUCAGCAUAUAGAAAUCAGUUUUAA
Messenger RNA from Schistocerca nitens (vagrant locust), 432 nucleotides. RefSeq names its product vesicular glutamate transporter 2.2-like. The transcript is spliced from 4 exons. The record is from RefSeq and is a predicted model, not a curated record. Bases 121 to 432 code for a protein of 103 amino acids. NCBI's taxonomy places the organism in Eukaryota, Metazoa, Arthropoda, Insecta, Orthoptera, Acrididae. Gene Ontology annotation, biological process: monoatomic anion transport. Gene Ontology annotation, molecular function: transmembrane transporter activity.